This is a messenger RNA of Triticum aestivum (bread wheat), 403 nucleotides long. RefSeq lists its product as uncharacterized. The transcript has 3 exons. The coding region runs from base 35 to 403 and encodes 122 amino acids. The record is from RefSeq and is a predicted model, not a curated record. NCBI's taxonomy places the organism in Eukaryota, Viridiplantae, Streptophyta, Magnoliopsida, Poales, Poaceae.
UCGUUCACUUUGGUUUACAUUUGAAAUCUCCAUUAUGCAGGAACACAACAUGAAAAGAAAAGGUGGGCCACAUAGCAAGGAAUGUGAGAAACCUGCCAAGGUGGUUAAAACAAAUCAAAUAUGCACUCCAACAAGACAAUCAGCAAAAAUCGCAAGAUUGGAAAGGGUAAUGAAACUUCAAGAGAAUAAAAACAGACGAUCUUCAAUCAUACAUGGAGGUCUGCCAGAUUCCGCGAACAUACACAAAGGACAACCUUUGCUCCACGUGAAGGCAAGUAACUCAAGAGAAAAGGCAAAAGAGGCAAGACGACAUAGGAAAAGAAUAAUGCAAGCCAAGAAGCUUGCACAAAUAUCGACAAAAGAAGGAGAAAUGAUUGGCCAGGCUGGUAAUACUAUGAGGUAA